GUCACUUUCCCGCGGAGGCAUGCCCUCAGAUUUUUCUCAAAAUUACUUCCUCCGAAUUAUCAAAUCGCAGUAUGUUUAGCUGUGCUGAUGACGAGUGGGAUGCGUGGAGUACGUGGGGAGGGUGAAGCAGUCGUCUUCUUGCACCAAACUAGCGAAUCGGUGGUGGAAAUUCGAGGGCAAUUUGCACGGAUUGGCGGGCUGGACUCGGAAGGAAUUGUGGGGGUCGACUUGCGAAUGCUUCCUAAAAAUUGUACAAAGUCAACCCAGCCAGCCAGUAAUCAUGAUUCCGGGAAGAAGGAAUGGAUUGGUCUGAUUUAUUUACCAGCAGUGGAAGAAACUAUUAAGGAACAACCUUCCAGCUCCAAUCCCACAAGAUGCUCUCUUCUUGACCAAGUAAGAAAUGCCAUGUUGUUUGGUGCCUCAGCAUUAAUUGUUCUGGCCAUGAACCCUGCCCUACUCAAAGAGCUUGAUGUCCAGCAACUCUUCAAGCAGCCUGUUGUAGUCAUCCAAGAAGCUGUCAGUAUCACCAAGAUACGCAAAGCAGCAGAGAGUAAAUCAGAAGUUACUAUAAAGACCAAUGAUGGAACAUCUUCACGCUCUCAUUACUGGAACACAGCUCGACUAACCCUUUGGUCUACCUGUGGCCGAUCUAAUGGGGGAACAUACAAGGAAUGGGAAGGUGUGGUAUGCCUGGGGUCGGGCCAUUCUCAAGCAAAGGUUUUUCCAAGUUUUUGGACGACACUUUUAUCAAUAGUUGGUACAUUGUGUCUGAUGAUAAUACUCCAUGGUAAAUGGAUUACAUGGGCUGACAGUGAUUACAUAGAUGAUAUAGAGAGCUGUCUACAGAGACUCGCCAAAAAAUCACUAUCCAAAAUGCCUGCCAGGAAGUACAAGAGGAAACGUUAUAUGCUAAGCAGAGAUAAAGAGAGCUGUGCUAUAUGCCUAGAGGAGUUUAUACAAGGGAAGAUGGUUCGAGUUCUGCCAUGCUAUCAUCAAUUCCAUUGUAAAUGUGUGGAUUAUUGGUUGAUCAACAAACGCACAUGUCCACUUUGCAAGCUGAACAUUGUAGAUCGGCUGACAGGGGUAAACACAAGAAGCACUCAACUAUGACAACAGAUGAGAUAUUGAAGGCUGAGAAAUAGGAACAGCUGCUUGUGGACCCUGGUAACAUUUCAAUUUUUACAAAAAUGAAGUUUGUUUUCAAAAUUUAGUUUGUAUGUGUUCCUCUUAUGUGUACCCAAAAUCUAUUUUAAAUUGAAGUUCUCAUAGUCAUCUGUUGA
This is a messenger RNA of Asterias rubens (European starfish), 1280 nucleotides long. Its product is annotated as RING finger protein 215-like. The transcript has 10 exons. The coding region runs from base 88 to 1110 and encodes 340 amino acids. The record is from RefSeq and is a predicted model, not a curated record. Gene Ontology annotation, biological process: ubiquitin-dependent protein catabolic process. NCBI's taxonomy places the organism in Eukaryota, Metazoa, Echinodermata, Asteroidea, Forcipulatida, Asteriidae. Gene Ontology annotation, molecular function: ubiquitin protein ligase activity.